UCUACCACUACUACCACCACUACUACCACCCCUACUACUACUGCCACUACUACCACCUCUACCACCACUACUACCACCCCUACUACUACUACCACUACUACCACCUCUACCACCACUACUACUACUACUACUACUACUACCACCUCUACCACUACUACCACCCCUACUACUACUACCACUACUACCACCUCUACCACUACUACUACCACUACUACCACCUCUACCACCACUACUACUACUACUACUACUACUACCACCUCUACCACUACUACCACCCCUACUACUACUACCACUACUACCACCUCUACCACCACUACCACCACUACUACCACCACUACCACUACUACCACCUCUACCACUACUACCACCACUACCACCUCUACCACCACUACCACCACUACCACCUCUACCACUACCAGCACUACCACCACUAACACUACUACCACCACUACCACCUCUACCACUACCACUACUACCACCACUGCCAUCACUACCACCUCUACCACUACCACCACUACCACCUCUACCGCUACCACCACUACCACUACUACCACUACCACCACUACCACAUCUACCACUACCACCACUACCACCUCUACCACUACCACCACUACCACCACUACCACCUCUACCACUACCACAUCUACCACUACCACUACUACCACCUCUACCACCACUACUACCACCCCUACUACUACUACCUCUACUACCACCUCUACCACCACUACUACUACUACUACUACUACCACCUCUACCACUACUACCACCCCUACUACUACUACCACUACUACCACCUCUACCACCACUACCACCACUACUACCACCUCUACCACUACUACCACCACUACUACCACCACUACCACUACUACCACCACUACCACCUCUACCACCACUACCACCACUACCACCUCUACCACUACCAGCACUACCACCACUAACACUACUACCACCACUACCACCUCUACCACUACCACUACUACCACCACUGCCAUCACUACCACCUCUACCACUACCACCACUACCACCUCUACCGCUACCACCACUACCACUACUACCACUACCACCACUACCACAUCUACCACUACCACCACUACCACCUCUACCACUACCACCACUACCACCACUACCACCUCUACCACUACCACCACUACCACAUCUACCACUACCACCACUACCACCACAACCACU
Molecule: messenger RNA, 1188 nt
Organism: Oncorhynchus keta (chum salmon)
Lineage: Eukaryota; Metazoa; Chordata; Actinopteri; Salmoniformes; Salmonidae
Product: integumentary mucin C.1-like
Exons: 1
Source: RefSeq, a predicted model, not a curated record